UUCUUCUGGGGAAAUAUUCUACUUUUUUCUCCACCACAAUUACUUUACAGCUUUAUUUAAUGUUAACUUCACAAAUCAUGUCUUUUGUUUGUCAUAAACUACGGUACAGCUAAAGUACACCUGAAACUGGCAAAUAUUUUGAUAAUCGUUAAUGUAAUUUCCCAAGCAAAAUGCCAAACAUUUCAUGGUUCCAGCCAAUGGAGAAAACAACAGCAGAUUACUCCAUAAUGAAAAUUAUCUUAUGCAAAAUAUUUACAAUUAGCUUUUCACUAUUGCUUUGUGAAAUGCACGAUUUGUUAUUCAUUUUUUUAAACAUCCUGCUGACCCCUAGAUGUCAGUGUGCGCAACUUUCAAUAGAAGAACAUAAACAAACCCUUGUAGCCUAUUUAUAGAGGAUAAUAAUGAAAACUAAACUUACUAUAAUUGCUCUGCUAAGCACUGUAAGGCAGGUUCACAGUGAGUAUGAGCAGCUGUGAGGUGUGGAAGGGGGCUUUGGCCCACUCCCGAUCUCUAUACGGACAGAAGCAGGAUUAUACUGUGGGAAACACUACUGUAAUAUGAAAGGCUCUGUCCUUACAAACUAAGUUAGUCCCGGUAAUUUGCUUACGCAACUUAUUUACUCCUCUGCUACAUCCCUGUAAUGAUGCAUGCUUGUUAGAGAUCAGUAAGUUGUCAUUUCUCUGUUCAAGCGGAAUUUGUGUUAUAUGGUUCAUACACACACACACACACACGUAUAUGUAUAUAAGCGGAAUAAGUCCUUACUAAAAACUGGUUUGGGAGGGCUGCUGUCUUUGUAAUACAAGAAAAGGUGUGUGUGUGCGUGUGCACGCGUGUGCGUGUGUGUGCGUGUGUGACAGUAGGUGGGAGGCAGAGAGCUGGUGAGAGAGAGAGGGCGUGAAAGCGAGACAGACCAGAAGAACAAGACAGAACAUGCACCCUGGAGCUGAGUUGCAUGUGUAUACCUUGUUUACAUUGCUAGACACAGCGCGAGUUUUUCCCCAUUCUUUGAAAUGUGAUUAACUUAACAUCAACGUUUUUUUUUGCUGCUGAAUUAUUUUAAAUUCUCAAUUCUCGGAUAAGAGAAAUCGCUCAAACCUGUUCCGCAAUGAGCGCGUCUGCAGGGACUGGGGUGUUUGUGCUCUCCCUGAUGUCCAUCCCCAUCUGUUAUUUGUUUAAUUCCCUCAUUUACAACAACAGUGCUGAUGCUUUCUUCUUCGCUGGGUGUACAACAGUCCUUAUCCUGGCCAUUUCAGUGCGGUUCAUGAUCAAGAAGAAGGCUCCAGCAGAUCCUCUUUUCUAUGUGUUUGCAGUGCAUGCAUUCCUCAGUGUGGUGAAUCUGAUCAUUGGGCUGGAGCAGGACAACAUCAUUGAUGGAUUUGUCACGUUUUACCUCAAAGAGGCAGAUCCACAUAUUAAUACAGCACAUGGGCACAUGAUCUCCUAUUGGGAUGGCUGUGUGCACUAUCUCAUGUAUCUGCUCAUGAUUGCAGCAAUUACUUGGGGGGACAGUUACCGGGCCAUUGGACUCUACUGGGUGGGAUCUUUUCUCAUGUGUGCCAUAGUCUACAUUCUUGGGAAUGCUGUUGGGAAGUAUGGGACCCUAGUUGGUCCUCUGUUCCUCCUCCACAUGCUGUAUAUCUCAAUGUCUGUCUGGGCCUGUUUCCGCAUCUUCAGCCAGCCCUCCACACGAGACUUACAGAGGACAAACAUCCAAGAGGCUGAAAGAAAAAGUUUACUCCACAGACCUCUGGACUUACUGUUCAUUGUCUACCUCAUCCCUGCUUUAGCUUUCUGUGUCUUCAGAGGCCUGGUUGUUCUGGACUGUUCCAGCAAAUGUUGUCAAGACUACACUCAGCAGUAUGAGCCUUACCUGAAAGACCCCUCAGCGUAUCCUAAAAUUCAGAUGCUGGUGAGCAUGCUGUACUCUGGCCCAUACUACAUCAUUACUCUCUAUGGGCUGUUGGUCCCAGGAUGUGAGUGGAUGCCAGAGCUGACUCUUGUACACUCAGGAGCACUGGCACAGGCCCAGUUCUCUCAUAUCGGUGCGUCUCUUCACACACGGACGCCGUUCUCCUACAGAGUGCCUGCUGACAGCCAGCUGGUCUUCUUGCUGGUUAAUGUCCUGUACGCUCUGGUGCCUCAGGCUCUGUGCUACCGCUGCUGCAGUAGGCCUGCCUUCUUUCUUAGGCCAACGCCAGAGAAGAAAAGUGAAUGACACAGAGUGUAAGAGGGAGAGAGAGUGCCAGGGAUGUCAGGGAUGCCUAAACAAAAGGCUGAAGUACUUGCAAAGUACCGCUUACAGUGUUUGCAGUUAUUAUCCGUUGCUAUUUUUGGAGAAGGAGCUGCCACCUGUAACCUUAAUGAGGGCUUAGUGGGGUUAUUGGAAACCUGACUAAAUACUCCAUUGUCGACAGAAUUUAUGUCAUGUGGUAUUUAUGUUCCACUGCUAAAUAAUGAGUCUUUUUGUGUUUAAAGCAACUGCAAACACAGGAAGGCACACGCAGUGUCACGGUACAGAUAAUAGAUUUGUGUAUGGGAUUUGAACUUCUAUACUUUGUUUUGCCAUUGUUGUUGUAUUUUUAGUAAGUUUUUGGUUACAAAAAAUGCUUUGUUGUUGACACUGAGGUGUCUGUGCAGUGCCUUUUAGGCAAUGGU
Toxotes jaculatrix (banded archerfish) is the source of this 2655-nucleotide messenger RNA. Its product is annotated as transmembrane 6 superfamily member 1-like. The transcript is spliced from 10 exons. Lineage: Eukaryota; Metazoa; Chordata; Actinopteri; Toxotidae. Gene Ontology annotation, cellular component: lysosomal membrane. The record is from RefSeq and is a predicted model, not a curated record. Bases 1106 to 2215 code for a protein of 369 amino acids.